CUUUAAUGUAUUAAUAUGUAUUUAUGUGUUUUUGAAAACAGACUUUACAAACUACGUAACAAGCAGAGGAUCUCAGUAUCUGCAGCCUCCAAACUCCUGUCCAACAUGAUGCUGGGAUACAGAGGCAUGGGCCUGUCUAUGGGGAGUAUGAUCUGUGGCUGGGACAAGCAGGGUCCAGGCCUGUACUACGUGGAUGAUAAUGGCACACGUCUCUCUGGCCGGAUGUUUUCCACUGGUUGUGGGAACAGCUAUGCGUAUGGUGUCGUGGACAGCGGUUAUCGUGAGGAUAUGACUGUGGAGGAGGCAUAUGAGCUGGGUCGUCGUGGAAUCGCUCAUGCCACACACAGAGAUGCUUACUCUGGUGGUGUGGUCAACCUUUACCACAUGCAGGAGGAUGGCUGGAUCAAGGUGUGUAAGGAGGAUGUGUCAGAGUUAAUCCACCACUAUAAGAAGGGAAUGUUCUGAUCACAUCUGAUGCCUCAUUUAUGCAAAACUCACUGUUUAAUUACUGUAUCUGAUACAGAAAAAAAUAAAACUGCUCUCAAAUCAAA
This is a messenger RNA of Megalobrama amblycephala (Wuchang bream), 551 nucleotides long. RefSeq names its product proteasome subunit beta type-8-like. The transcript has 3 exons. Gene Ontology annotation, cellular component: proteasome core complex. NCBI's taxonomy places the organism in Eukaryota, Metazoa, Chordata, Actinopteri, Cypriniformes, Xenocyprididae. Gene Ontology annotation, molecular function: threonine-type endopeptidase activity. The record is from RefSeq and is a predicted model, not a curated record. Bases 16 to 465 code for a protein of 149 amino acids.